Molecule: messenger RNA, 1036 nt
Organism: Pseudocercospora fijiensis CIRAD86
Lineage: Eukaryota; Fungi; Ascomycota; Dothideomycetes; Mycosphaerellales; Mycosphaerellaceae
Exons: 4
Coding region: 1-534 (177 amino acids)
Source: RefSeq, a predicted model, not a curated record
AUGGCAGACGGUCUCAAUACUGCUCGCGCAAUGCGUGUCGCAGAGAUCAUGCAAGAUUUCAAGAAUAUUCAAAUGCGCAUUGGUGCAAUCAGAGCGAAUCCAUCGGCAGAAGAAUACAAUGAAGAUGGCUUCGUGAUCUUAAGACAAUGCGUAUCAGCAGCUCAACAGUUGCUAGCUCGUCCUUUCCAGAAGGUAUGCAUUACUCUAUUCGAUCAAUAUCAUAUACUAAUAAUCUCCAGAAUCAUUCUCGAUGCUUCAGUCCGACGAUUCAUGGCACAGAAGAUCUAUCUUCGAGCGGCGGCAGCACUUCGAUGGAUCAGCAGCCGCAACGCAAUCCUCCAAGGAGCUCCACCAAGUCCUGGACAUGCUCCAGCGCUUCAGCAAAUACGGUACACAUUGCGCACAGAACUAGCUUCCAUCACAGACGCGCGGGUUGAAGCAGGUCUGCGAGAAGCCGAUGCCAAUGCUGGAAAGUACACCCAAGAGGAUCCAUCGUUAGCAGUAAUCCAGAGGAUGGCGGGCAGAGAUCGAUGAUGGAAGUAUGCAAAGCAUGGCUUCACCUUUGUGAUGCGAAGGCGCGUCACCAUCUCAAAAACAACCUCCUUCAAUUGUGGGAGCCAGCAGCUGGAAUCUGUUUGGAACUUACUCCGCGAACCCAACCUAAGUCUUACGAUUGCAUCUGUGAUGCGCAACCACCUUUCGGCAUAUUAUCCUGAGUGCACUUCAAGAGCUGCAGGCAGCCUACAGCUAGUACUUAACCUGGAGCAAUGGGUGGAUAUCUGACAUUACGCGGAACGACAUUACGAUCACGGCAGAGCCGUGACGAAACGAUCAUUACAUCCGUCGAGUGACCCAACCGGCAGCUUGCUGCGAACGGCAAGCCAACGACGAAUCAGCUGCUGCCGUCCGAGAGAGACGUCCUGGUAUCGUAUCCUUGGGAUGCGAGAUCACAGCAAAUGGCACAAGAGCGAGCUUCACUUUCCAUCCAGGCAUUCGACUAGUACCUACACUCCAUAAUUCUAAUCAUGUUGCAAAC